Messenger RNA from Trypanosoma cruzi, 561 nucleotides. RefSeq lists its product as uncharacterized. The transcript has a single exon. The record is from RefSeq and is a predicted model, not a curated record. NCBI's taxonomy places the organism in Eukaryota, Euglenozoa, Kinetoplastea, Trypanosomatida, Trypanosomatidae. Bases 1 to 561 code for a protein of 186 amino acids.
AUGCAACGUGCAGGCUGCGGCAUUGUGCGGCCUGGAAGGGGCUGCCACACGACGCCGCUUUACUGCAGUCUGGCAACCAUCUCGACCGGUGUCUUUGAUCACUUACCGUUUCAGCACCGGCGUCAGCAUGCCUUCAACACCCUUCCGUUGCAUGACGCAAACCAUUUUGGAGGCCGGACCGCGUACUUGCGUGAGAUUGGCCCGGUGAACAUCAAAAAGAGCGGACGACGGUUUAAGAAGGAUCUGCGGACGGUCCAGUUUAACGUCGAUAUGUGGUGUGCGCAACAGACGUUGCGGAAGCGGUGGAAGCAGCGGGAUUGGGAGGUGAUCGAAGUGCCGUUCCGGCUGGCACCGGCGGAACAGCAGCGUGUCAUACCGGAGAUGUACACUGACGUGCCGCCGAUGACAGACCCCGAGCGUCAUGACUUUAGCAACAUACGAAACAAAGUCUACGACCGUGAAGAGUUGCAAAGCGUACUUUUUGGAGCGUCCGGGCCGCUGCCGUACCCUCCACUGCAGCGUAUCGAUCGGCAGGCCAUGACGUUGGACAAGUUCCUGUAG